AUGAAGGUGUUCCGGGGUGGCGCGAAACGAGGACGUACACAAGAGGAAGAAGUGGUCAGUGCAACGUGCUUGGUGCUUGACAGGAGCCUUGCACGUGCUCAGGGACCUCGAGCAUGUCAGGUCUCCUGUCUCGUCACGACAAAGGAUGGCGAAGACCAAGACACACUGUCCAAGACCGAGACUGUGACGCAAGAACAAGGUUCCAAACAGAAUUGGGCUAAGAAGUCGCUGUUUUGUUUUUACACAGAAAGCUACGCUGCCUUUUUGGUGCGUGAUGCUGGAGCGCGUCAAGUGCGCUCAGUACAAGUUGUAAUCAACCAAGGCGAAGACCAGGACAAGAAGGAACCAGGACAAGAAGGAAGAAGCGAAGAACAAGAGGAAACCAGCGAAGAACAAGAAGAAACCAGCGAAGAACAAGAGGAAACCAGCGAAGAACAAGAGGAAACCAGCGAAGCAACGUCCACAACGCCCGGACAUUCUUGUGGAGGAUCAGGUGGUAAUUCGGACGGACGAUCUAGCGGAGAACCCGAAGCAGACUCAGAUACUUCUUCCGGGGGCACAUCAGGUUCUUCCCAAGGGGGAGGGUCGGGCGGAGGUUCUAGUUCUUCGGAAGAAGGAGGAUCUGGUGGAGAAUCCGGAGAACAAUCGGACAGUUCCUCCCAAGAGAGUGAAUCGAGUGGAAGUUCUAGUGACUCUUCAGAAGGAGGAGAAUCCGAUAGAGGAUCAGAAGGCCAAUUAGAGAUUCCUUCCGAACACAUGUCAGGUUCCUCCCAAGAUGGCGGAUCCGGCAGAGGUUCUGGUGACUCUUCAGAAGAACCAGAAUCUGGCAGACGAUCUUGA
Molecule: messenger RNA, 840 nt
Organism: Ornithodoros turicata
Lineage: Eukaryota; Metazoa; Arthropoda; Arachnida; Ixodida; Argasidae
Product: keratin, type I cytoskeletal 10-like
Exons: 3
Coding region: 1-840 (279 amino acids)
Source: RefSeq, a predicted model, not a curated record